Impatiens glandulifera is the source of this 387-nucleotide messenger RNA. RefSeq lists its product as uncharacterized. Lineage: Eukaryota; Viridiplantae; Streptophyta; Magnoliopsida; Ericales; Balsaminaceae. The record is from RefSeq and is a predicted model, not a curated record. Gene Ontology annotation, molecular function: zinc ion binding. Bases 1 to 387 code for a protein of 128 amino acids. The transcript is spliced from 2 exons.
AUGAAUUGCAGUUGUGGGGUAUUUGAAGUAACCGAUCUUCCUUGUAUGCAUGCCAUGACUGUUGCAUGUUACCGGAAUUUGGUUCCCUAUGACUUCUGCUCAAGGUAUUACUCAAUUGAGUCGUGGUUGAAUGCAUAUGCAGAGACAUGUUAUCUUGUUUGUGAUGAAGACGAUUGGGAUAUUCCCGAAAUUAUCAAACAACGCGUGUGCCUAAAACCACCUGUUAAAGUUAAGAAACAGAGGACAAUAACAAAGCGUAGGUCAUCCCAAGUUGAGGUCCGUAAGGUCCGGAGACGAUGCACCUCAUGUGGUGGUCAAGGUCAUAACAUGGAAGCAUUCAAAACAAUGAUGCCUACACCAUCUACUUCCAAAGAAUCAUCAUCUUAG